AUGGAGAAUAUCAAUAAUGGUGACAAUGAUGUUGAAAAAAUACAUAAUUGCUCAACUGUAAAAAAACUAUUGUCAGAUGGUGCAGAUCCUAAUGUUCAAAAUGAAAAUGGUGAAACUCCAUUACAUAUUGCUGCAAAAAAUGGUUCAUUAGAAUGUAUUAAGAUAUUGUUAAAGUACUUGAGAAUAAAAGCAAAUACUGAAAUUAAAGAAAAUCUUUAUGGCCAGACUCCUUUAUUUUUAGCAGUCAUCGAAGGGCAUGUAGAAGCUGUUAAACUUUUAUUAGAGGCUAAAGCUAAUCCAAACGUUAAAGAUGAUUCUGGAUUAACACCUUAUGCAUAUUCAAUUCUUCAUGGUCAUAUUGAAUUAAAAAAUCUUCUUCAUCCAUUAACUACAAUUUCUGAAUUUGAACCUCACUCAUCAUCACCAACCUCAAAUAACAAAGCAUCCGAUUCUAAACAAUCAUUAUUAGAAGAAGAGGGACAAUAUGUUACUAAAGAAGUUUUAGUUGGCCAUAAGUAUCUAAAAACUCAAUCCAUGAUAAUUGUUACAUUGGGAAAUACUGACAUUCGUAAAGGUGUGACUUCAGUACAAUUAUAUGAUAAAAAGCUACCAUCAUCCAAUCUAUUUUCAUUUGUGUCAAUGUCACUUGUAAUAUCUGCUGAAAAUGCCACUGGUGAACCAUCUGUUGUAGAACUUUCAAGUAUAUCAACAGAUCCUAUAAUUUUUCAUGCAACCAAUCCUGGAGAUGUCAUCUUAACAUUUGACAUAAUGCCAACAUAUGGUGCAAAAAAACAACUUAUUGGACGUGCUACAGCAUUACUAUCAUCAUUUGUUAAACCAUCUUCAUUGUCAUCACCUGAUUCAAUUCAUGCCUCGUUGACAUGCUCAACAACAAUUCCUAUAAUCAGCACUCAAGGACUUGAUUUAAUAGGCGAAGUCAUGUUUGAAGUUUUGGUUGUCAACCCAUUUAAACAUCCUAAAAUGAUGCUUGAUAAAAGAAACACAUUUCAUAGAUCGUUCACCACUACAGUAAUUGGUCAUCGUGGCAUGGGUGCUAAUACUGUUACACCAAGUUUGCAGUUGGGAGAAAAUACUUUAAUAAGUUUUAUCACCGCUGCAUCACUUGGAGCUGAAUAUGUUGAAUUCGACAUACAACUUACAAAAGAUCACGUCCCAGUCAUUUAUCAUGAUUGGACUUUCAGUGAAUCAGGCUAUGAUAUUCCCAUUCAUGAAGUGACUCUUGGACAAUUUCUUAAUUUUAAAAAGAAAGAGCUUUCCUCAAAAGGAAAUGAUAACAACAACAAACUUGAUAUUGAUAAUUUUUUAAUACAAGAUCGUAAAAUUAUUGAAGAAUUCAUUCAUCCAUCAUCAAAUACCAAUAGUAACAACAAUAGUAUUGGUAUUGAUAUUAGUGGUAACAGCAGCAGUACCAAUAAUGCAAUAAUAUUAAAAAAGCAUAAUAGUACAAGUUCUCUUGACUCAUAUAACAAUUUGAAUAUUAAUACUGAAAUAAAGUUUAAAGGUAAUAGUGCCGGUUCAAUUCAAGCACCAUUUGCAACAUUGGCUGAAACUUUUAAGAAAGUUCCCAUCAACAUUGGUUUCAAUAUAGAAGUGAAAUAUCCAAUGAUCGAUGAAUCUGAAUGUGAAAAUUUAUCACCAUUCCAUACCGAAUUGAAUUUUUUUAUCGACACCAUAUUGCAUUGUGUUUAUGAAAAUGCACAGCAAGAUCAUGCUGGAUAUACAAAGAUGGCCGAUGCUAGGUGCAAUUCGAUUCACGAGGCUAUCAAAUUUGCUAAAUUCUUUGAUUUGUCAGGAAUUGUUACGUUAAAUACACCAAUUCUAGAGGCACCUGAAUUGGUCAGGACAAUCAAGAAAACUGGCCUGUUGUUGUUUACAUAUGGAAAGUUGAACAAUAAUGUAGAGAAUGUAAAAUUGCAAAGAAAAGCUGGCGUUGAUGCUGUUAUUGUGGAUUCAGUUUUGGCAGUUAGAAAUGGUUUGCGGAAAAAUGAACACGAGUAA
Entrophospora sp. SA101 is the source of this 2019-nucleotide messenger RNA. Lineage: Eukaryota; Fungi; Glomeromycota; Glomeromycetes; Entrophosporales; Entrophosporaceae. The record is from the annotation of a GenBank genome assembly.